Molecule: messenger RNA, 4158 nt
Organism: Diaporthe batatas
Lineage: Eukaryota; Fungi; Ascomycota; Sordariomycetes; Diaporthales; Diaporthaceae
Exons: 4
Coding region: 1-4158 (1385 amino acids)
Biological process (GO): mitochondrial respiratory chain complex III assembly; protein dephosphorylation
Cellular component (GO): mitochondrial inner membrane
Molecular function (GO): protein tyrosine phosphatase activity
Source: RefSeq, a predicted model, not a curated record
AUGUCUCAUCUCACGUCAAGGGCCGUCCUGCGGCAACACCCAUCGCUGGCCCUCAACCUCACACGCUCACUGCAGCGAGGCCCCGCACGAUCGUCAGUCCGCCACAGGAGCUCCCGCGCGGGUCCACCACCGCGGUACCGCGGCGGCAGGAGGAUAUUUGGUCUUGUCGCGGUUGCCGGCCUGGCGGUUGCCAGCGCAGCGUGGGCCUACCCGCUCUUCUUUGGCGACAAUGCCGUCGCCGGGAUUCCACAGGCCGAGAUCGAGUUCGAGAAGAAGCGCAAGGCCCCCAGGAACAAGGAGGAGAACCGGGACCUGAUCUCCUCCCAGCACAUACAGGUGCGCAAGAGCUGGGAGAACCCGGGCGUCUACGCCUGGGGCUCCAAUAUCGGCAAGGUCGUCGCCCCGGAGUCCAAGGAGACCGUCGUCAAGACGCCCCGGAGGAUCCCCUACUUUGACGGCCAGCUGCUCCGGGACGUGAAGCUCGACCAGGACUUCGGUGCUGCUGUGACGGAGAAGGGUGAUCUUGUGCAGUGGGGAACCGGCUACCUCCCAGAGGAUCCCAGGCCAGCUGUCACCCUCAAGGGCAAGGAUAUCUCGAAGCUGGCCAUCUCGAGGGAUCGCAUUCUGGCACUGUCUACUGGCGGGUCCGUCUACUCAAUCCCCGUGGCCAGGUCAGACCAAUUUUCCGGGGGCAAGGAGGGCGAUGGUUCGUCGUGGUUGUCGUUCUGGUCAAAUCCUACGGCGGCGAUCAAUUACAGAGAGAUCAAGCCCAAGGACCUGGGCUGGGGCGAGAAGAUCGUCGAUAUCAGCAGCGGACGGGAACACGCACUGCUCCUGACCUCCAAAGGGCGCGUGUUCUCCGCUGCAUCGAGCUCGGAAAGCUUCCCGUCGCGCGGCCAGCUCGGCAUUCCCGGUCUCACAUGGGCAUCAAGGCCGCAGGGCCCUUACGACCAGCCCCACGAGCUUGGUACGCUCAAGGGUUUCAAGGCCAAGAAGAUCGCAACCGGGGACCACCACUCAUUGGUACUUGACGAUGAGGGCAGGGUAUUCGCCUUUGGUGAUAACUCGGUGGGGCAGCUUGGGUUCCCCCCAGAUGCUGAGGUCCCCGCCAUCGACAUCCCCUCCUUGCUGCCAUUCAACAAGCUCUACAAGGCGACCGGGCUCCUGCCCAAGGUCACUUCUAUCGCGGCUGGUGGUUCCAACUCGUACUUCACCGUGGAUGCCACAAAGAUUGCGUCUCAGACACCCCCGUCGGACAACGUCGCACCGGCACGAGACCUGGGCAAGGUAGUUGCGGACACGUGGGCGACGGGUGAGGGCAUCAAAGGCAGUCUCGGCACGGGGGCGUGGACGCACAUAUCGAACGGCCCCAGCAAGAUCAAAGCCCUCUCGGGGCUCUUUGAGUGGGACGAGAAGGCGAACCAGGUAGUGCCCAUCCGACUUGCGCGCCUCUCUGUCGGAAGCACACACACGGCAGCAGUGAUGGACAACGUGACGUAUACAAAUGCGACAGGCAAGUCGGGGGAGAACGACACAAACUGGGGUGCAGACAUCGUGUGGUGGGGCGGCAACGAGUUCUACCAGCUCGGCAACGGCAAGAGGAGCAACUCGAACGCCCCGAUAUACAUUGGCCCGCUGGACGGUGGGGCCGGGGACGCCAGGGCUGGCAGGAAGGGGGAGGAGCACCGAUUCCAGAUCACCCCGCGGCAGACGGCGCGGCUGGGCAAGGAUGGCAAGGGCAGAAAGACGAGACAAGACGAAACGACGAAACGACGAGGCACGACAACGGAUUUGUCUCCUCUGCUCCUCAGCCUCGCCCGUGGUCUCUCUUGUCAAUCGCUUUGUCACCACCUCACCGUUGUUGGUCUCGACCUCGGCCUCGUCACGGAUCGUCCCUUCGCACUAUUUUCUGCGCCGGAACACUCGCCCCCGGUGGCGCCCACAUUCUCACUUACAAAUUGCCCACACAUUGCUGGCCUCCGGCCUCCCGACGGCUACUUCUCGCGCACACUCCUGCGACUCAGUCUUUCCUUGCAGGCCCGCAAGCGCUCUUCUCGACCUGUGUCUUGGAUCGCAACUCCCCUGUCCCUCCCGGCAGCGUCAUCGUCGGCAGUCGCAUCCCACCCCGUCCUACCCACCAGCGGCCGCCGCUCAGACCCAAGGACGCCACUCAUCACAACCUUGACAGAGUCACAUCGCCGGCCAGACUUCACAAUGGACCGCUUGCGGUCCGGCUUCCACCGGAAGAGCAGAAAGGCUUCGCCUUCGCGACCUACCAUAAUAACUGACGGCACACACAGCUCCGGCAAGACUACCCCCGAGCCCGUCUCGGCGCACUCUCCCCUCCAGGUCCCGCACCUCUCCAACAAAGACAAGAAGGCAUCGCCCUUCCGUUCGCUGCGCGACUUCAGCCGCUCCCACAAGCGCGCACGGUCUCCCGCUACCGGCUCCCUCCCCCGUUCGCCCAUCGGCGCCACCUAUACUUUCGAUGGGCUCGACGACACCCCGACGACCUCGCCCACCGUCCGGGGAGGCAGUGGUGACUCGAACCACAGACCACAAGACAUGAACGGCGCCUCCGCCGGGGGACAGCCCCCCAGGAUGCCCUCCUUCCUCGCCCUGCCGCCGCAGGACAUUGUCGCAAAGUUUCAGGAGAUCGUGUGGAUGGAGCGCAAUCGCAUCAUGCAAAGCCUCACCAACCCCUCUCCAGAAUUCAAGUGGGCGCGCGUGACUGGCGAUCAUCUGAAGAAGUUGGACAGGUACAUGAACAUCCAGCCCUGGGAGAACAACCGCGUCAGGCUGCGCGUUCCCUCAGGCAAGGUGGAUUACGUCAAUGCGUCGCCGAUCUCCCUGAGCGCCACCACCCCACAGCCUUCUCGGCCCAAGGCGCAGACCAAAGAUGGUAAGGACUCUACAAUACUGGGGCUGUCGGAUCUUGCGGGCGGUGCGUCAGAUCGAUACAUCGCCAUGCAAGGGCCCAAGCGGAACACCACGGACCACGUGUGGCGCAUGGUGGUUGAGCAACUAGAGAGCCCCGCCGUGAUUGUCAUGUUGACAGAGACGCAUGAAGCCAAUAUGGAAAAGUGCUAUCCUUACUUUCCGCGUAGCCCUGGCGACGCACCCCUGGAGAUAAACGAGAGGGAUGAAUUCGGUGACGCGUUCAGGGCAAGUGUACAUUGCGAAGCAAUCGAGGAGACCGAGGCCGGGGACGCUAUUGAGCUACGAAAGCUGGUGAUACGAUCAUACAAGAGCCCAGCCAAAGUUGCAAAAUCGCGCACCGAGGGCGACAGGGACCACCUGACAACACCAGUUAAUGCAGUCGACGACAACGGUGACGUGAAGAUGCUGUCACCUCUCAAAACCAGCCCGGGCCAUGAAGACCUGUCCGGAGUAGAUGGCAGUGAUGGUAAGAGCGUCAACACCGAGCUCGGGGAAUCAACAAAUUCCACGCACCAGAAAGAUUUGCCGGCGGAGUACGAAGAGCGCAUCGUUUGGCACUUCCUCUACAAGAACUGGCCCGACUUUGGUGUCCCAGCCUACGAGGACCUCGACAGCUUCUUCACGCUGAUGCGCCUGUCGCGAGAGAAGAACGCCAGCCCCGAGAACCCCCGAAUUGUGCACUGCAGCGCGGGCGUCGGGCGCAGCGGGACGUUCAUCGCGUUGGAGCACCUGAUGCGCGAGUUGGACGCCGGCGUGCUGGAGAACUGGGACUCACCCUCACACUUUCGACAUGGAAGGACGGAUGAGGGCAAAUCUGCCACCACGGAUGGCGAAGAUCAAAGUGGCCACCCUCAAAGCGACGAUGAUUCGGACGGAAAGAUGGACGUCGAAGACCAGCCCGCGGCCGCCACAGAGGUAGAGGGCGAUGAUCUCAUUUUCCACGUGGUAAACCAGCUGCGCGAACAGCGGCGCAGCAUGGUGCAGGCUGAGCCGCAGUUUCUGUUCAUCUACGAGGUCAUGCGCAGGCUCUGGGAGGACAAGUACGGGACGACCGUGUCUCCCACCACCUCUGCAGCAGCGGCCCAGCAUACGACCCCGCCACCGCGGAUCAACGGGCCCCGGGACGCCGGGGGCGAGGAGAGCGAUACCGGACAGCCGGCACGCAAGAGGCAGGAGUUUGACCCUUUUGUCGAACAGCACCGGGGCCACCCGGCUUAG